UGCAGAUAUUGAAUGGCAAGCAGCAUAGCACAGUGUCUCACUGUCACCUUCCUCCUUGGGCCUGGAGACCGUCUUACUGCUCACUUCAGGUUUUGGGAUGGAGCCCUUGGGGACAUCCACCGUUCUGCUGGUCAUCUGCAUCUCCUGCCUCCUCCUUUCCGCCUUCUGGAAGAGCCAGGCCAACAAGAGGAAAAUGCCCCCUGGACCGACACCAUUGCCCAUCAUUGGGAAUGCUCUGCAGCUCAAGACCAACCACUUGGACCUGACUCUUUGCAAGCUCAGCAAGAGCUAUGGCCCCAUCUUCACCCUUUAUUUUGGACCGAGGCCUGUUGUGGUGCUCCAUGGCUACGGGGCAGUGAAGGAAGCCCUGAUCGAACGGGCUGAUGAGUUUGCAGCCCGAGGGAGAAUGCCAUCGAUGGAGAAAUACUUUCAGGGCAAAGGGAUCAUAUUCAGCAAUGGAGAGACGUGGAAGCAGCUCCGGCGCUUUGCCUUGACCACCCUCCGUAACUUUGGGAUGGGGAAGAAGAGCAUCGAGGAGAGGAUCCAAGAAGAAGCCCAGUAUCUCCUGGAGCAGCUACAGGGCACAAAAGAGGAGCCCUUCGACCCCACUUUCCUGCUCAACUGUGCUACUUCCAACAUCAUCUGCUCUGUUGUCUUUGCAAAGCACUAUGACUAUGAUGAUAAGAAGUUUCUCGCCAUCAUGGCCUUAAUGCAUGAAAACUUUGAGAUCCUCAACUCCCCUUGGGGCCAGCUGGCCAACCUUUUCCCUUCCUUCAUGGACCUCAUCCCUGGGCCUCAUCACAGAGUGGGGACAAACUUCAAAAAAGCCAAAGUGUUUGUUAUGGAGGAAAUGGAGGCCCACAGGGAGACCCUGGACCCCAGCUCCCCUCGGGACUUCAUUGACUGCUUCUAUAUCAAAAUGGACCAGGAAAAGAACACUGAGGCAUCUGAGUUCACCAUUGAGAACUUGCUAAUGUCUGCCAUUAACUUGUUUGGGGCAGGGACUGAAACAACCAGCACCACGCUCAGAUAUGGGCUCUUGAUCCUCCAGAAGUACCCAGAGAUAGAAGAGAAAGUGCAAGAGGAGAUUGACAGGGUGGUUGGCCGCUCACGAGCUCCUUGCAUGUCUGACCGCGGGCAGAUGCCCUACACGGAUGCCGUCAUCCAUGAGAUCCAGAGGUUCAUCUCUCUCAUCCCAUUGAGUCUUCCCCAUUCAGUGAACAAAGACACAGUGUUCAGAGGAUACACCAUCCCCAAGGACACCACAGUGUUUCCUCUUUUGACCUCGGUGCUGCAUGAUGACAAGGAGUUUCCCAACCCCAGAGAGUUUGACCCACAACAUUUCCUGAACAAGGAUGGGACCUUCAGGAAGAGCGACUACUUCGUGCCCUUUUCUGCAGGUAAAAAGGCACUGCAAGUCUUGGGGAAGCGGAUUUGCGCAGGAGAAGGCCUGGCCCGCAUGGAGCUCUUCUUGUUCUUGGCCUCCAUCCUCCAGAACUUCAAGCUGAAGCCCCUCACAGACCCCCAGGACAUCGACAUCAAGCCCCACCUCAGCAGCAUUGGCAACGUCCCCCCGCCCUAUCGGCUCUGUGUUGUGCCCCGAUGAAAGGUCUCCAUUCACAGGAGGAACCAACUUCUGCUUCUGUUUUAAGAAAUAUGACAAUUCAGUGUUGGGAGCGAAGAAGUUUCAAGACCUGUCUAAAGAGCAAUGCGGGACAUCUCUUGUUUUUCCCUCUGUUCCCUAAAGCUGUGUAUCUCAAGGUGUUUUGCAUUCUGUCUGAAUGGAGAUGUCUCGUCGUCCUCCUCCUUCCUCUUUCUCUUCCUCCUCCUCCUCCUCCUCUUCUUCUUCUUCUCCUUCUCUUUCUUUUCUUCUUCUUCCUCCUCCUCCUCCUCCUCCUUCCCAGAAGCCCUUGGUGCUUUAUAACCUUUUGUUUGAGAAGGUAGCUCCAUGAGGCUUCUCUGGCGCAAAAUUCCUGGCACAUAGAUAUAAGAAUCAGCAUUAGGGACUCUUGUAUCAAAGCGAGGUUGCUUCCUUUUGCUUAUCUGCUCCUUUACCUGAGAUAUAUUACUUGCAACAAUAAAGGAAAGUUUUAUCCUUGUGUAA
Molecule: messenger RNA, 2104 nt
Organism: Anolis carolinensis (green anole)
Lineage: Eukaryota; Metazoa; Chordata; Lepidosauria; Squamata; Anolidae
Product: cytochrome P450 2C18
Exons: 9
Coding region: 98-1606 (502 amino acids)
Biological process (GO): xenobiotic metabolic process; epoxygenase P450 pathway
Cellular component (GO): cytoplasm; intracellular membrane-bounded organelle
Molecular function (GO): oxidoreductase activity, acting on paired donors, with incorporation or reduction of molecular oxygen, reduced flavin or flavoprotein as one donor, and incorporation of one atom of oxygen; iron ion binding; heme binding
Source: RefSeq, a predicted model, not a curated record